Molecule: messenger RNA, 5238 nt
Organism: Styela clava
Lineage: Eukaryota; Metazoa; Chordata; Ascidiacea; Stolidobranchia; Styelidae
Source: RefSeq, a predicted model, not a curated record
UUAAACUAUGCUAUACAUAGUGCAAAUUUAGUGUACGACAAUACUUGAUUGCCAUCUAAAAUUGUGUUUCCUGGACACAAUGUCUUUCUUCAAGUCUGCUCUUGAUUUUGUGAGUGGAGGUGGAAGCGAUAAUGAAUUUGUUGGAACUUCUGUCGAGUUGGGAGAUUUAACACUCUAUGUCAAAAAUGUUAUAGCAGAGGGUGGAUUUGCUUUUGUUUAUGAAGCAGAGGAUACCAGCAACAAAGGAUACGCUUUGAAGCGACUUCUUGCCCAUGAGUCAUCAAAGAGCCAAGGAAUCAGAAAAGAGAUUCAGUUUUUAAAGAAGUUAUCUGGUCAUCCUAAUAUUAUAAAAUUCGUUGCUGCUGCAGCAAUCUUGAAACAAGAAUCUGGACUUGGUCAUGAUGAAUAUCUUGUUUGCACAGAAUUAUGCCCUGGUGGAUUAGUUGACACUUUAAACAGAGAAGAAAAUGGAUUUAGUGUUGACCAAGUAAUGAAAUGUUUUUUUCAAACAUGCCAAGCUGUACAACACAUGCAUAAACAACAACCUCCUAUCAUCCACAGGGAUUUGAAGAUUGAAAAUCUUCUUAUAUCUGCUCAAGGAUUUAUAAAAUUAUGUGAUUUUGGAAGUGCAACUACAAAAGCUCAUUACCCUGAUCGUUCAUGGACUGCUAAUCAGAGAUCCAUGGUCGAAGAUGAAAUCACAGAGAACACAACACCAAUGUACAGAACCCCAGAAAUGAUUGACAUGUACAGUAAUUAUCCUAUCAAUGAAAUGCAGGAUAUUUGGGCUUUGGGCUGCAUUCUCUUCCUAUUCUGUUUUCGAAAACAUCCGUUUGAAGAUUCCCAAAAACUGCGGAUUUUGAAUGGAAAUUACACAAUUCCAACUAAUGAUAAGAAAUACACUUCAUAUCAUGGACUAAUAAGAGGAAUUCUUCAAAUCAAUCCCAACAAUCGACCACCGGCUGCUGUGAUAUCAGAACAAUUGAAAGAGAUUGCUUCAUCAUUGAAUGUUGAUCCGAAAUCUCCUCUUCAGUUUAGAAAGAAAACUCCUGAUCCACCCAGAGAUAUUCGCAGACCUGCACCUCCUCCACCUCAACAGCAACAGAGGCCUCAAUCAACUGAACAAAAUCGUGAUCCAACUGUGCCACCAGAUGGCGGUGGAGGGUUGCUUAGCAUGAUGAGAGGGGGAGCAGGAAAAUUAUUCACCAACAUCAAAGAUACUUCAACAAAGAUGGCGGCCACUGUUGCAAGUUAUACAAAAUCUGAGCUCGAUGUUACUUAUAUCACAUCUAGAAUUGUUGUGAUGUCAUAUCCUGCAGAAGGAGUUGAGGGGACAUACAAGAAUCACAUCGAUACAGUUCGUUCCUAUCUUGAUUCAAGACAUUCAGAUAAAUUUGCCGUUUUCAAUUUGUCACAAAGACAAUAUAACAUUGCAAAGUUUUAUAACAGAGUGGUGUAUGGAGGUUGGCCAGCAAAAUCUGCUCCAUAUUUCCCUUCAAUAUUUAAUAUGUGCAAGAAACUAUUACAAUGGUUAAAAAAAGAUCCCAAGAAUAUAGCUGUGAUACAUUGUGAGGAUGGACGAGCCAGUUCAGCAGUUGCCGUUUGUAGUUUAUUCAUCAUGUGUGGAUUGUUUUUGACACCAGAUGCUGCUCUUUACAUGUUUAGCAUGAAACGUUCAAAUCCAGGGAUAGCACCAUCACAUAAAAGAUAUUUGGAAUAUCUCUGCGGAAUGGUAAAACCUGAGCGACCUAUCGUUCCGAAAUCUAGACUAAUCAGAUUGAAGUCGAUCAUUCUAGAACCUGUUCCUUUAUUCAAUCGUCAACGUAAUGGUUGUCGGCCAUUUUGUGAGGUUUAUGUUCGUGAUCAGAGGGUAUUAACAACAGCGAAGGAAUAUGAUGCUAUGAGGAGUUUUAGUGUUGACGAUGGUCGAGCUAUCAUCGAUGUAAGAGCAGAUAUUGUAGGUGUUUCCGACAUAACAGUCUCAAUCUUUCAUGCUCGACAACUUCUUGGUGGAAAAAUUCAAGGAAAACAAUCCGGGAUAAAGAUGUUUCAACUUCAGUUUAAUACAGGGUUUCUACCUGACUCUACCACUGCAAUACAUUUUGAAAAAUAUGACUUGGAUGCUUGUGAUAUUCAAGAGAAAUAUCCCGAUAACUUUCAAGUGUCGAUAAACGUUGAUAUGAGGAAUGAAGAAGAGCCUGAACCAGGCAUCGAACAUCCUUGGGAUGAUUUUUCCAUCAGAGGAAUAAAUCCUAAAGUUCUAUUUUCAACUAAAGAAGAACAACAAGAAAUUUUGCUCAAAUUUGGUCAUGCAGAAGAAGACCCAAUGCCUUCUAUAACUUACAGCUGUGACCUGGAUAAGAAAUCUAAACCUGAGAAACCCCAGCCACCUCCCGCGAAACAAGAAGAAAACUCAAAACAACCCAAAGCACAGUCUUCUUCCAAAGGAAGUUUUUUCGAUACAUUAGAAUGGAGUCACGAUGAACAAGGACAGACCUCCCAGCAAAAAGGCCCUCCAACCCAACAACGUACCAGUGCCCCAAUUCCUCUUACCCCACCUAGUGAAAGGAAAAUACCAUCUAGCGAUUCCGAUGUCAAUUUACUUGGUUUGUCUCCUCCUGGUACUAAUAUUUCUCACGAAACACCGAGCGUACCACCUUUAACACCACCUAGUGAGCGAAAAGAUAUGCAAAACGACGGCCAUGCGGAUUUACUUGGACUCUCGUCAACGACGCAAUCUGCUCCAGAAAAACCUGCCAAACCUCCACAACCCCAACCUGCAAGCAAUUUUGAUCUCCUCUCUGGUGCUUCAUCUUAUAAGCCAACCCCGAAACCACAGGAGCAGAGCUCGUCAGAGCCAGAUCUAAUGGGGGGCAUGAUGGGGGGUUCACAACAUUUUGAUCCAUUUGGUUCAUUUACGACACCCCAAUCUUCUGCCCCAAAACCUGCGUCCGAUCCGACAGUUUCGCAAACACAGUCAGAAUUCAUGUCGUUUGAUCCAUUCGGGUCUGCAAAAACUCCUCCCCAUAAUUCUAAACAACAGCAACCUGCGUUCCAAAAUCCUGGUAAUAACUUUGACCCGUUUGGAGGAUCCAGUGCAACAAAUACGCGAAUGAAUGGUACUGCACCUCAACAAACGUAUUCCACCCCAAUGAUGUCUUCACAAAGUCGAAUGAUGAAUGGUCGAACACAUCAAGCCCCGUCAGCCCAGAGUUCAGACCCAUUUGCAGAUCUUGGUAGUUUUAAGAAGCCAUCAAUGAAUAACAUGGGUCAGAAGCAACCCCAACCAAUGCCACAACAACAGCAACAACAACAAACCAGGAAUCAAUACCAGAAUCCAAACAUGGGUGGUGGGAUGGGAAGACCACAGCAACCUGCUUAUCAGCCCGCAAGGCCAAACUACAAUGUCGGCGGCUUCUCAGGGGGACAAGGAUGGAAGUCAAAUGUCAAACCACAAGUGAAAGAAGAUGCUUUUGAUGAUUUAUUAUCACAAAGUGGUUUCACUGCUUCUAAGAAAGAAGAAGCUCGAAGAAAGCUUGCUGACCUGAAGAAAGCAGCCAGAACACAGGACAUGGAUCCACAGAAAAUUAAGAUCUUAGAUUGGGUUGAAGGCAAAGAGAGAAACGUGCGAGCUUUAUUAUCAACUCUACAUACAGUAUUAUGGGAAGGUACUAAGUGGAAGCAGUGUGGAAUGCAUCAACUCGUACAACCAAACGACGUGAAGAAAAUGUACAGGAAGGCUUGCCUGGUCGUACAUCCAGAUAAAGCAACAGGUACUCCCAAUGAAGAAUUUGCUAAAAUGAUUUUCAUGGAAUUAAAUGAUGCCUGGGCUGAAUAUGAAGAAAAGGGACAUCAAAUGUUUACGUAAUAUGAUCUACAAUGCUUGGAAAGCCAUAUUAUGAAUACUAUUUGGGAUGUUGUACAUGGAAAACUGAUUCAAAUCCCGCAAUUCUAUGUCACCUAUUUCAUUUGAUUAUUAUACCAUUAUUAGAUCAAUAUUUUAAUUUGUUUUUCUGUCUGUACAUUGAUUUUAAAGCUUAUUCGAACCAAUUUCAACUUCUGAUUAAUUGAUAAAAACGUGCAAUUCGAGAUUUUUUUUAAAUCUGGAGGUCGCUUCGAAUUUUAGGGGUACACUAAUUUCACACAAAGUACUAUAUCCAUUGUACUUUUUGGACUUUUGAUUCCAGACACAAUUAUUAGUAAAACUAGUGCAAAACAUAAAUUUCAUGAUUUUGAGAGAAUACCAGAGAAGCGCUUGCAUAACAAUGUCAACUUUGACCUGUCCCUGAAAGCCGCAUGCUUGCAUCGAGCGGGUUGCAAGCUUAAAAGUUUGAAAAGUCCUGUUCUACAUCAACUAAUCAAUAAAUGUAAGAGAAUUCCAAUAAUCCCUUGACCCAACAACCUAUUCAAUAAAAGACAAUUUUGAUUACCUUGUAUUGUCAUAUUUCAAUAACUUGAAAAAUCAUGAUAAGCUGUUAACUGACUGAUUAUGGAAUAAAAGCUUUCAUAUACAUUCACUUUCCCUUAUUAUACAUGUGAUUUAGUAUUUUAUCGACAAAUAAAUUUAUAAUUUUCGUAUUAUACGACCUAUUUGUAUUCCCAUAUUCGUGUUUUUGAUUAUUUUUGGUGCUUUGAGAAUUUGCUUCAUUCUUAGACUGUAAUAUACCAGUUAUUCAUUAUGUGUGGAGACAAAGUCUAGUCCUGAUUGCUCAAUCAGGUCUUCUAUAUAACUUGAAAAUUGCAUAGAAAAUUAUUGAGUGGAUAUUGAGUCAGUAAUAGGAAUUGUUUUCCUGAAAUACACCUUUUAAUUUUCUCGCAAGCGAUUUCAAGUAACAGGAAAUAUAUUACGGUAGACUUUUUAUGCCUAAAUUGUUUUUUUAAGUUUUCCUGUUCUUAGCCUAUUAUUUAUUUUGUUUCUUUUCUGGGGAAAUUGUAUUUUGGCAGACAUAUAUUUUCCAUCAGGAAAUAAGUGGUAUUGUAUAGUGCUGAGCAUAGUUUAUAUAAAAGUGACCAAAUGUAUAGAAUUCACUCUAUUGUUUAUUAGUUCUGACAUCUGCGGAUUUUUCGUUUCUGGUGCAAUAACAGGUAUGGGUUUAGUAUAACAUAGGCCAUUAUGCUUUUUCACAUUGUGGUAGUAGAGAAUGUUCAAUUAGGCAAAUGAAGUCUUCAAACUUUGCGUGUAACUCUUUAUUCAUCAGUGACUGUUUGUGCAAACCCUCCUUUGAAGAUAUGAAAUAA